CCUUCCUAUCAAGAGAGGAAAUGCUGUUACUAGUGGAGGAGGAUAAGGAUGUGUCGAGAACAGUUGCUCUUGUAAUCUACUCUCUUACCAGAGGCGAGAAACUCUGCUCGUGCAAGCUCCCCGUCGAAAUCUUCAACAAACCAAUAUACGGAGCAGGAUUCUCCACAAAACCUGAAUCUCGGCUUACGGAUCGCCGCCAUAUGUCACCUUCGACCAUGUUCAAGACGGAUCCUGCCCUAGCCAUGAUCUGCGUCUCCUUCCGACUCGCUGGCAAUCCAGAGUUCAUCUGUAUUGUCCUAGCAGUCGGGCCAUUCCGGAGAAUCUGCAAUGACUUGCUAAAAACGCACCCAAAUCGAGAUCAAUUUGACUGGGACGAAUGGGGCCCAUCAGUGACGUCCUGGAUACCUUGUCCAGCUAUCAAUGUGCCAGGGUACCGUUGCACUUCUGGUCCGAGGAUACUCAUGUCUGGAGAGUUGAGCGUAUUCUUCAAAGAGUGCAAUGACCCUCUAGGCCUGAUCCUAAUGGACUUCAAUCCGAGGCCCAUCAAAAGGCACAAUAGUAGCCAGCAAACCAAGGACUCUGAUGUCGUCGAGUUUGCGGAAGGACUAGAAUGGACGCAUCGCGAUAUCGAUUUCACUAUAAAGACAACGCUACCAUUCCGAGCCUUUGGAGGGAAAUCCCUGCCCUGCGAUUACAGCAAUUUCCAUUUCGAGGGGAAUACUAUCAUCUGCAGAAUG
Molecule: messenger RNA, 737 nt
Organism: Acaulospora colombiana
Lineage: Eukaryota; Fungi; Glomeromycota; Glomeromycetes; Diversisporales; Acaulosporaceae
Source: the annotation of a GenBank genome assembly